This is a messenger RNA of Chlorella variabilis, 762 nucleotides long. RefSeq lists its product as hypothetical. The transcript is spliced from 3 exons. Gene Ontology annotation, biological process: polyprenol biosynthetic process. The record is from RefSeq and is a predicted model, not a curated record. The annotation marks the transcript as partial. Gene Ontology annotation, cellular component: endoplasmic reticulum. Lineage: Eukaryota; Viridiplantae; Chlorophyta; Trebouxiophyceae; Chlorellales; Chlorellaceae.
GGAAAGGUGGGGGGCUGGGCACGGCGUGCGGCGGCGGCGGUGCUGGCAGCCGGACCCGUCCCCCGCCACGUCGCCCUGUGCAUGGACGGCAACAGGCGCUACGCCCAGGCCCGCCACAUGCGCCAGGUGGAGGGCCACACGUUUGGCUACCGCCGCCUGAUUGACGCACUGGAGUGGUGUCUGGAGCUGGGGGUGCGCUACGUCAGCGUCUAUGCCUUCUCCAUCGACAACUACCGCCGCUGCGGCGAGGAGGUGGACACUCUGAUGGCAUUGGCCGAAGAGAAGCUGGCGCACAUGCUGCAGGAGUAUGACGUGCUGGUGAGGCAUGGCGUGCAGGUGCGUGUUGUGGGCGACCUGAGCCUCGCACCGGCAGCGGUGCAGGUGGCUGCGACACGUAUCAUGGAAGCCACCGCUCAACAUGACCGGGCUGUGCUCAACCUGUGCUUCUCAUACACGGCAUCGGAGGAGCUCCAGCGAGCGCUAGAUGACCUUGCUGCUCACCCAGCGCCCAGCAGCAGCAGUGGCAGUGGCUCUUUGACGGCAGCAGGCCUGGAUGGCCAGCUGUACACACGUGGCUGCCCGCCGGUGGACCUGCUGGUGCGCACCAGCGGCGAGACGCGCCUCUCCGACUUCCUGCUGUGGCAGUGCCGCCACGCGCUGCUGGUGUUCACCCCGGUGUUGUGGCCCGACUUUGGCUUCUUGGACCUGGUUGCUGCCGUGCUGGAGUUCCAGCGGCAUGCGCCCCGCUUGCAGCGCCUGCGC